Messenger RNA from Myotis brandtii (Brandt's bat), 1708 nucleotides. It is a transcript of the gene B4GALT7, whose product is annotated as xylosylprotein beta 1,4-galactosyltransferase, polypeptide 7. The annotation marks the transcript as partial. The transcript has 7 exons. NCBI's taxonomy places the organism in Eukaryota, Metazoa, Chordata, Mammalia, Chiroptera, Vespertilionidae. Gene Ontology annotation, molecular function: xylosylprotein 4-beta-galactosyltransferase activity. The record is from RefSeq and is a predicted model, not a curated record. Gene Ontology annotation, biological process: proteoglycan biosynthetic process; carbohydrate metabolic process.
UCCCGGAGGAAAGCGGCGCAGCUGCCCUGGGAGGACGGCAGGUGGGAUAGUUCCCCAUGUCCACCUCCCUGGUCUCCACCCCACCCCCAGAAAGAGCUCAGAGGGAGAAUCAGUAGAGACUCCAGCCUUCCCAGGCCACUGGCAGGAUUGGGUUCUGCUCCCCAUCGGAAACCCCCACCACAGGACAAUGGGGGGUCCAGGCUGCUUCCCAGCAGCCUUCCCCGGAAAUGCUCCGUCUUCCACCUCUUCGUUGCCUGUCUCUUACUGGGCUUCCUCUCCCUGCUCUGGCUGCAGCUCAGCUGCUCCGGUGACAUGGCCUGGGCAGCCAAGGGACAAGGCCAGGAGACCCCAGGUCCACCCCGGGCCUGUCCCCCAGAGCCGCCCCCUGAGCACUGGGAAGAAGAUCCAUCAUGGGGCCCCCACCGCCUGGCAGUGCUGGUGCCCUUCCGAGAACGCUUUGAGGAGCUCCUGGUCUUUGUGCCCCACAUGCAUCGCUUCCUGAUCAGGAAGAAGAUCCCACACCACAUCUACGUGCUCAACCAGGUGGAUCAUUUCAGGUUCAACCGGGCAGCACUCAUCAAUGUGGGCUUCCUGGAGAGCAGCAACAGCACAGACUACAUCGCCAUGCACGACGUGGACCUGCUCCCUCUCAACGAGGAGCUGGACUAUGGCUUCCCUGAGGCAGGGCCCUUCCACGUGGCCUCCCCAGAGCUCCACCCGCUCUACCACUACAAGACUUAUGUCGGCGGCAUCCUGCUGCUCUCCAAGCAGCACUACCAGCUGUGCAACGGGAUGUCCAACCGCUUCUGGGGCUGGGGCCGUGAGGACGAUGAAUUCUACCGGCGCAUCAAAGGAGCUGGGCUCCAGCUAUUCCGCCCCUCGGGAAUCAAAACUGGAUACAAGACAUUUCGCCACCUGCAUGACCCAGCCUGGCGGAAGAGGGACCAGAAACGCAUUGCAGCUCAAAAACAGGAACAAUUCAAGGUGGACCGGGAGGGAGGUCUGAACACUGUGAAGUACCGUGUGGAUGCUCGCACAGCCCUGACUGUGGGUGGGGCCCCGUGCACUGUUCUCAACAUCAUGUUGGACUGUGACAAGGCUGCUACCCCCUGGUGCACAUUUGGCUGAGUUGGCUGGACAGUAAGGAGGCUUGUACCUACAGGCCACACUGCUAUUCAGGCCCUGGACAAAGCCUCAGGCCCUGGGCCCAGCUCCAGUAGGAUGUGGAGUGGUCUGCAGGCUACGUGUUUGCAGCAGCCUGGCCCCCAGAGGCAGGCUUGAGCCAGGACAAGACACACAGGGCGCCUGGGAUGCUGCUAGCAAUAAACAGUGAUGGAGAGAGGCUGGGAUGUGGCUCCCAACCGGGACUCUCCGCCCUGCCUCUGCUUGCCCUGCUCUGCCCUCCUUUGCAUGCUGAGACCUGCGGGCUUUGUUCCUUCCUCCAGGACCGCCUCAUGCAGAGAUAUGGUUUAGAGGCCAGGCUGCUGAUAUGAGUGGCUAGGGCCAUUGGGAGGCUUAAAGUGCAGAAACCAGAGAGCAAGCCCCACAGAAAGGGAACAACAGAGCAGCUGUAGCUGGUUGUCACCAUGUAGGAAUGUGGGCCUGUGUUGUCAGAUCUUCGGAUUUUUCAAAAGAAACUAGAAGUCUGGAUUCUUAAGUGAAAUUGGUUAAUUAUUAAAUGAUAGCAACUAAUUGAAACUUUUAAAAA